Messenger RNA from Anguilla rostrata (American eel), 2257 nucleotides. It is a transcript of the gene trmo, whose product is annotated as tRNA methyltransferase O. Lineage: Eukaryota; Metazoa; Chordata; Actinopteri; Anguilliformes; Anguillidae. The record is from RefSeq and is a predicted model, not a curated record.
CGGAAGCUUUGUCCUUAAAACUCAGGUCGACACGGUGCUCGAUCGCAGGCAGAAUAGAGCGUAUUUUAUGCUGUUCGAUGCUAAGCAGCCGUUGUUUCAAGUCAGCAGACUUUGAGAAUCUUUGGAACUAUUUUGUUGCUCGACACUGGUUGUGUUGAGUAGGCUACUGUCACAGUUAUUAACGCUACGUUUUGUUCAAAUUUGAGAACGAUUGCUGAAGAAAUAAAAAGGCUGAACAAUGUCUAGCACUUGCAGCUGCGCUCAACACGUGAAGAAACUCAAUCAGCAGAUAUCUGUCAUGAGAAAAGAAAUUAAAAAUCUUAGGCAUUUGAUCGACAGCGCUGUACGCUCUCACAGGAAGCACUUAGAUUCCCUCCUGUCAGCUUUGAGCCAUAGCGAACAGCUAGGGGUGCGUCUGUACCCGAAACCUGGCCAAAAAGUGCAAGAUGGAGAAGGUAUUUCCUUGGAAGAAGGGAAUAUUCAGACUGUUCCAAUUGGAUACAUCAGCUCCUGUUUCCCUGGGAAAAAUGGCACCCCACGACAGCCGGGCAUUUGUGGCCAGUCUCGAGCUACCCUGCGGAUAGAGGCUUCCAUCUUUAACAACCCGCACCACGCUCUCAUCGGCCUGGAGCACUACUCACACGUCUGGGUCAUAUUCCUCUUCCAUAAGAACGGACGCCUGAGCUGCAAGGCCAAGGUCAAGCCCCCGAGACUGAACGGCCAGAGGGUGGGCGUGUACUCGACACGCAGCCCCCACCGGCCCAACGCCCUGGGACUCACCCUCGCCAAGCUGGAGUGCAUCACAGGUGAUACUCUUCACCUGUCAGGCAUUGACAUGAUCGCUGGCACGCCUGUAUUGGACAUCAAACCGUACAUCCCUGAGUAUGACUCUCCGUCUGGCAGAACGGAUUUUGGGAACACUGUGUGCCCAGAAACGGAGGGUACCACUGCUGGUUCCCCCACAGGAACAAGGGGUUCCCCUGCUGGUUCCCCUACUGAAACGAGGGGUUCCCCUGCUGGUUCCCCUACUGAAACGAGGGGUUCCCCCUCAGUUUCUCACUCCGGGGGAUGCACGGCGUUGUCGGAGGAAGAGGGGCGGGGCUUCGGUUUUGACGUGAAGGAGGAGUCCGCAUGUGGCCCUGCAGGCCACGCCCCGCUGACAGACACCGUGGCAGCCGCACUGAGGGACGUUCAGCGUUACAUCAGCCAGAGCGACAUGCUCACCGGGGGGGUCGGGGAGGCCGGAGGGGCUGGAGGAGGGGUCGGGCGGUGGAGCCGCUCCAGAGCGGAGUCGUUUGAGGGCCGGCACGAUGAGCGCCACGGCGGGACGGAGGUGUGCUACAGCGAGGCCCCGCCCAGCCAGGUCGCCUCCUGGGUGAGGGCGCCCCCGGUGGCCAGCCUGGCCGUGCGCCUCACGCCCCACGCCGAGACAGAGCUGCGCCAGUUUCAGCCUCCUGGCAAGACAGAACCGGGUCGACCCAGCUUCCGGUUCCUGCGGGGCCCGGAGGAGGCGGAGGCCGCGAUCCGGGACGUACUGCGUGCCGACCCGCGCUCGGUCUACCGCCGCACGCGCUGCCCGGACCGCCUGUUCUACUUCGUCCUGGACUCCGCCCACAUCACCUGCUGGUUUGGCGGCGAUUUCGCCGAGGUUGUUCGGGUUCGCCCAGCCGAACCCGUCCCGGCUGGGCCCGAGGGUUAAAGUGGGCCUGGGAGAGUGCAGCUUCAGGAACCCCGUUGUGGGCCUGGCUACUACAAGCUGUCGAUCACUGAAGAGUUUCAACAAAUCGGAAGGUUCUCUCCACGGAGGACACAAUGAUUGCUUUAAUCUUUUGAAGAGUCAUUUUUUUUCAAAAUUCUAAGUCAGUGUUCUAGAACUCCAGUCACCAGUAGUGAUUGUGACAUCAGGAUUAAAAUAUUCAGUUAAGAACAUUCCAAUCACAUAUGUGAUCUCACACCUUAAAGGGUUAUAUUUGUGAGGCACUGAUAGCAUAUGAUGGCUCUGUCCAUUUUUGGUUUCUGGAAGCUUGACUUUCCCACUCAUAGAUAAUGAAGAUGAAUAGGAAACGCUCACACGUCACUGAAAAUGUAAAUUUAGAAGUACAGUAUGAUUACACCUGUGACGUCUGUACAUAACAUUCUGUCAUUUGGAUGCCAAUGUUUUCUCUCUGCUAUCAAAUAACCGCUUAUAUGAGACUGAGUAAACGGUGAUGAUGCACCCAUAAUUAAAAAUUAAAGAAAAUACUUCCAGAAAAUACAA